This is a messenger RNA of Arvicanthis niloticus (Nile rat), 2786 nucleotides long. It is a transcript of the gene Kcna1, whose product is annotated as potassium voltage-gated channel subfamily A member 1. Lineage: Eukaryota; Metazoa; Chordata; Mammalia; Rodentia; Muridae. Gene Ontology annotation, biological process: potassium ion transmembrane transport; protein homooligomerization; action potential. Gene Ontology annotation, molecular function: protein binding; delayed rectifier potassium channel activity. Gene Ontology annotation, cellular component: voltage-gated potassium channel complex; membrane; neuronal cell body. The record is from RefSeq and is a predicted model, not a curated record.
UUGCAGCGCCCAGAAAUGGACCGAGCGGACCUGCGGCCGCACGCUCCUUGCCCCACUCGGUGCUGCUGAAGGCUCGCGGCGCGCGGCGCCGCGGAACGAGGUCCGUGCUGUGGUACGGAGAGUGCAGGUUACCCGAGAGCCAUGUAGAGCUAGGCUUGGAGCCGCCCGCCUCCCUCGGGACCGAAUCAAGGGCUCCCGUAGUGUUCGGAGGGGGCGAGAGUGCAGCUUAUCGCCAUUUGCUUGGGUGACUCGGGAGAAGGUGGCUUUUUUUUUUUUUUUUUUUUUUUUUUCCCACCCCGCAUCCUCCGGGACUCCCUGGCCCAGAGAGAGGACAGAGUCUCCAGGUUGCUUGCACCGUGUGAGGAUGGGGGUAGGGUACGGACGUUUCCCCGGCAGCUGCUCCAUGAAACGAUCGGACUCCUGAGAGGGGAAGAAGGCGAACCGCGAGGGGCCCGGAGCCUCUCGCGUGCCGCUGCGGUGGUGGCGGCUGCUCGCUCCGGCUGCUGCAAAGGCGACCUGCCGCAUUCAGACUCUCUCCGCCGACUCAGCACCGCCUCUGCGCCAAGCCGGCCCGCCAGCGUCCAUCGAUCGCCCUGGUGGGAGCUUAGAAGGCGGCAGGCGAAGAGGGGUAGGAGGGGGGAGAGCCAAGGAGCAGCAAAGUGGGUGACAGGCCUGGGGAUCUGCUGAGUUGGCACUGCACCGGGUCCUAGGAGGCUGCAGGAGGGGAGGGGAGCCGGGGCAAGCACCCGAAGCGAUGGCAGGUGUGCAUUAAGAUAAUCAGAGCAGGAAGAAAAACCCAUUCACCAACUCAAAAACAGUGCAUCCCCCCCCCCCCGCCCCAAAAGAAAAAAAUCAAACAAACCCAAGAGUAGCAAAAACAUUUCACCGGGGGCCCUCAGGGCUUUCCAAAUUGGGUAAAAGGCAGAGUGGAGGAGGGGAGGUGAUAACUAGCAAAGUUGUAGACCUCUGAACCUUCUGGCUCUGAAGCCCCUCCGUGUGAGCGUGGGGGAGACUCACUCUCCGGUGGGGGGGCCGCUUGGGUCCCCCCCACCCCUACUCCUUCGCUCCUUCACACCCCGGGCUCUCUCCUGGCCUCCUACCCCUGCACCCGGCUUCCAUCAUGACGGUGAUGUCGGGAGAGAAUGCGGACGAGGCUUCGGCCGCUCCAGGUCACCCCCAGGAUGGCAGCUACCCAAGGCAGGCGGACCACGACGACCACGAAUGCUGCGAACGCGUAGUGAUCAACAUCUCCGGGCUGCGCUUCGAGACGCAGCUCAAGACUCUGGCACAGUUCCCCAACACGCUGCUGGGCAACCCGAAGAAACGCAUGCGCUACUUUGACCCCUUGAGGAACGAGUACUUCUUUGACCGCAACCGGCCCAGCUUCGAUGCUAUCCUUUAUUAUUACCAGUCCGGGGGCCGCCUGCGCAGGCCGGUCAACGUGCCCCUGGAUAUGUUCUCCGAGGAGAUUAAAUUUUACGAGUUGGGCGAGGAGGCCAUGGAGAAGUUCCGGGAAGAUGAGGGCUUCAUCAAGGAAGAGGAGCGCCCCCUACCCGAGAAGGAGUACCAGCGCCAGGUGUGGCUGCUCUUUGAGUAUCCAGAGAGCUCAGGACCUGCCAGGGUUAUCGCCAUCGUGUCCGUCAUGGUCAUCCUCAUCUCCAUAGUCAUCUUUUGCCUGGAGACUCUCCCAGAGCUGAAGGAUGACAAGGACUUCACGGGCACCAUCCACCGCAUCGACAAUACCACAGUCAUCUAUACUUCCAACAUCUUCACAGACCCUUUCUUCAUUGUGGAAACUUUGUGUAUCAUCUGGUUCUCUUUUGAGCUGGUGGUGCGCUUCUUCGCCUGCCCCAGCAAGACAGACUUCUUUAAGAACAUCAUGAACUUCAUCGACAUUGUGGCCAUCAUUCCUUAUUUCAUUACCCUGGGCACGGAGAUAGCUGAGCAGGAGGGGAAUCAGAAGGGCGAGCAGGCCACUUCCCUGGCCAUCCUCAGGGUCAUCCGCUUGGUAAGGGUGUUCAGAAUCUUCAAACUCUCCCGCCACUCCAAGGGCCUUCAGAUCCUGGGCCAGACCCUCAAAGCUAGUAUGAGGGAGUUAGGGCUGCUGAUCUUUUUCCUCUUCAUUGGGGUCAUACUGUUUUCUAGCGCAGUGUACUUUGCGGAGGCGGAAGAAGCUGAGUCGCACUUCUCCAGUAUCCCCGAUGCUUUCUGGUGGGCGGUGGUGUCCAUGACCACUGUGGGAUACGGUGACAUGUACCCUGUGACAAUUGGAGGCAAGAUCGUGGGCUCCUUGUGUGCCAUCGCUGGUGUGCUGACAAUUGCCCUGCCCGUACCUGUCAUUGUGUCCAAUUUCAACUAUUUCUACCACCGAGAAACUGAGGGGGAAGAGCAGGCUCAGUUACUCCACGUUAGUUCUCCUAACUUAGCCUCUGACAGUGACCUCAGCCGCCGCAGCUCCUCUACUAUCAGCAAGUCUGAGUACAUGGAGAUCGAAGAGGACAUGAAUAACAGCAUAGCCCAUUACAGACAGGCUAAUAUCAGAACUGGUAACUGCACCGCAGCUGAUCAAAACUGCGUUAAUAAAAGCAAGCUCCUGACCGAUGUUUAAAAAGCAACAGGCAAGCAAACAAAAGCCCCCAACAAAACCCUUGGAGACUCCUGUCCCACUCUGUAGAUACCUUACUAAACAGUAGUCUUUGAAUGCUUUCUUUAACUGGCAAUGCAUUGUUGCAUUGUGAAUUUGGGGUGGGGGGUGGGGUGGCAAACCUGAGCUUUCAAGAUCCAUU